AUGAAAGACGGCGGCGACCACCUCGCUGUCCUAAUCGACGCCGACAAUGUCAGCGCCAAGCACAUCGCGGGCCUGCUCGCCGAAGUGGCCAACUACGGCACUGCCAGCGUGAGACGCAUCUAUGGCGACUGGACAAGUCCGUACAUGGCCAGCUGGCGAGCUUGUCUCCUGGAACACUCUCUCGCACCAAUCCAGCAAUUCGCCUACACCACUGGCAAGAACGCGACCGAUGGCGCGAUGAUAAUUGAUGCCAUGGACCUGCUCUACACCGGCCGAUUCUCAAGCUUCUGCUUGGUCUCCAGCGACAGCGACUUCACUCGUUUGGCUUCUCGCAUCCGGGAGCAGGGAAUCUCGGUCUAUGGCUUUGGCAACAGGCAAAACACGCACAGGGCGUUCAUCGCGGCUUGCAAUGAGUUCGUUUACCUGGAUGCCUUGCCUCUUCAAGAGCAGGAGCAGAAUCAACCUCCAGCCGCAGCUUCCCAGACACCAACGCGCGAGCCGCCGAAUGCCAUCGCAAUGCCACAAGGUCAUAGUCUCGCUCUUCCGGUACGUACAGCGCCUAUGCGUCGACCAAUCGACCAAGCUGCGCUCGAAGGAAUCAAGAACGCGAUUAGCGGCAGCAGUGCCUACGAAGAAGACUACGCAAACCUGGCCGAGGUUGGCACCCGUUUAGUCAAGCUUUCACCAGAUCUGACGCCUCGGAACUAUGGAUAUGAACGGCUCCUGCCAUUUGUGCAGGCUUCUGGAAUCGUGGAAGUGAAGAUGAAAUUAAGAGAUCCUGCUCCGGCUAUUGCUUUGGUUCGUCUCAAGGACUAG
Messenger RNA from Pseudocercospora fijiensis CIRAD86, 816 nucleotides. RefSeq lists its product as uncharacterized. Bases 1 to 816 code for a protein of 271 amino acids. Lineage: Eukaryota; Fungi; Ascomycota; Dothideomycetes; Mycosphaerellales; Mycosphaerellaceae. Gene Ontology annotation, molecular function: RNA nuclease activity. The record is from RefSeq and is a predicted model, not a curated record. The transcript is spliced from 2 exons.